CCCGAUCAUCAAGUGUUUGAUGAAAAUGAAAGGGGUGAUGAAGCAGCGUAUGGAAUCAACUGGGAACGUAGAUUUUUGUGUAUACUAGCGAACAGAUCUUCCAGAACCUUCUUCUUUUUCUCUCUCUCUUUUUCACUUUUCCAUUUUUUCUUUCAUUUCUCCUCUCAAUUCUCUAGUCACCCCCAUACCACGUUUCUGCUCGUUUUUGCAGUCCUCACUUCCGUUCCUCAAGCCUUCCAACAGUGAGUGGCACCACACCUCUGUGCCUCUGUCUGCUGGACCAUUGUUUUCUUCUUUACCAAAUCCGCUAUUGUUUUGACAGAGGAACCAUGAAUUCUAUUCUAGCUUCCUCUUCUUCGUAAAUUUUGGAGAAACUAUUUGGAGCCCUCGACUGUUGGUUCUCUGAUAUGUGUCUGCCCUGUACUGGAAGUGUUUGUGAAACAGUUUUAGCUUGUGGGUUAAGAAAAUGGCGCCUCCGGAAGUUUCCCAAUCCCACAUUGAUUUGGAACAGGGGAAUCAUCGGCGGUCUGUUAGUGGUAGUGAUUUGAGCGCCGAUUGUAGCGUCUAUUUCUCUGACGCCGAUGAGGGUUCGUGUCCCUCUCAGUUUUUGUCGACCAACGGUGGUUCUUAUGAUGAGUUUAGGUUUUCUUUUGUUUCUCAGCCGGGGGUUGGGGUUGCUUCGGAUUCUCGCCGAGUUUCGUCGGUUUCGGCUCAUUCGGUGGAGGUUGAAAAUGAAAAUGGGAUUUCUGAAAUCAAGGUGCAUUUGGCUAAAGUAGAGAGGGAUUGCAGGAUUUGUCAUUUGGGUUUGGAGAGUAAUAGCCAAGAGUCUGGAAUCCCAAUCGAAUUGGGCUGUUCGUGCAAGGAUGAUUUGGCUGUUGCUCACAAGCAUUGUGCUGAAACCUGGUUCAAAAUUAAAGGAAACAAGACAUGUGAGAUUUGCCAUUCCAUUGCACAAAACAUUGUCGAACCAAAUGAGGUUGAGUUAACAGAUCAGUCUAAUGAAUCCAACAACGCCUCCUCAACAACUGCAGUUGCUGCAUCAACUCACCCAUCAGACACCCAAAGCUUCUGGCGUGGGCACCGGUUUCUGAAUUUUUUGCUUGCUUGUAUGGUAUUUGCUUUUGUUGUAUCUUGGCUGUUUCACUUCAAUGUGCCCACGUAGCGAAUCGGGGGACAUCCGAUCAAGGAACUUGCAGAAGUUGUAGCUGCAAAAGACCCUCCCCUCCAGAGAAUUGCCUACAAAGUGUCCACAUGUACCUCUCCCAACAUUCUCCACAAGUUUUUCGCCGCACUAUCAUUCAGUUCCAAGUUACCGAGAAAUGUGGUUCAGCAAGAACAUGGUUGAUGAUUCUGAGUAUUCCACUGGGCAUCAUCUUUCUCUAUUCUUAUUAUGGAUUUUCGAUAUGGUUUCUCUGGAUGGUUUGUUGUUAAAAGUAUUUAGUUAUUGAGCGUUGAUUGUGGCGAGAUGUACAGGAGAAACACAUGAACAAGCUCUGUGCUUUCUCAAGGUCCCAUCUUUACAGUGAAAUGAAGAGGUCAUUGAAAAUGAUAAAAAAAGAGGCCAAUCUUUUAUUUGCUUAAACGAGGAGCAGGCAAUUUCCUUGUGGAUAAAAAACAGGAAGGUGAGCCCUCCUGGAGUCGGGGAAGACGAGGCGUGUAUGGGACCUCUCUCUGUUGUCAAGUGCAAACAAAAAUCUGUCAGGAAAACUCAUGAAAUUGUGGCGUGAAGGGCUGCCCUUUUAUUGGAACACAUCGAUAACUACGAAUCUGUACAAACUAAAGCGGCUUUAUUUGGGACUUUUUGUUAACGCAGUUGUUGUUCAGAAAAAGAGGUGUUUCUUUCCAAUUAAAAUCUUGGGAGGCCUUGAUUUUGAUG
Molecule: messenger RNA, 1876 nt
Organism: Cucurbita pepo subsp. pepo (vegetable marrow)
Lineage: Eukaryota; Viridiplantae; Streptophyta; Magnoliopsida; Cucurbitales; Cucurbitaceae
Molecular function (GO): zinc ion binding
Source: RefSeq, a predicted model, not a curated record